CGUUUUAUUAUCACUCUUUACUGUUUGGCAAUAAACAUUUACGUACAGUUUACUGGGAUAACAAUUGCAGAACAAGCAAUAUUUUGUUUUCAAUUCUUGACGUCAAUGUGUACAUGACUACAUCAAUGGCAAUGGAACGUCCACGUGUCACUCAAGUGAAAGCUAUCCAAUUGGCAAAUGAAAUAUUUGGCCUUGAAGUUGACUUAAACUCGAAGAAGAGUGCUAAAGAACUAGACAGUUAUGAUGAUCGAAAUUUCUACCUUAGUGGCGUGAAAGAUGGCAAGCCAGAUGCUGGGAUCGCUUGCCCUGUGCCACAAAAGACCUUGGCUGGCAAUUAUCUAGAAGUACGCAAUUUACCAUCAACACCAAGUAACGAUCAAGCAAAAAGAAUAAAACUUGAUGAUAAUUUACGUCCUUGUAUUGUUUGUUUGUUCACCUUCUUACCUGGCAAGACAAUGCAGGAUUUCAAAAAGAAUGGUCACACAUUCAAAAAUCAAUUCUUCCUUCAGCUUGGUCAGGCUGUAGGUAAUGUUGCUAAUGCAUUAAAGCUGUUAUCUUUAAUAUAGCAUCCAGGAUGAAGAUACCAUGAAAUAAAGCAAGAGAUGACUUGUCAUGCAAAUUGCUGGAACAUUGAACUGAGAUAAUUGCCAUGUUAACUGAUAUUGUUGUUGGCUGGUGUUUUUA
Messenger RNA from Dendronephthya gigantea, 684 nucleotides. RefSeq lists its product as uncharacterized. NCBI's taxonomy places the organism in Eukaryota, Metazoa, Cnidaria, Anthozoa, Malacalcyonacea, Nephtheidae. The record is from RefSeq and is a predicted model, not a curated record. Gene Ontology annotation, molecular function: amino acid kinase activity. Bases 114 to 566 code for a protein of 150 amino acids. The transcript has 4 exons.